AUCCACCUUUCCCUAUACCCACACCCUAAACACAAUAGCAAAAGAAAAGAAAAGAAAAGAAAAAAAUCAAAGAUGGAUCUCUCAACCAAAUCAACAACAACACUACUCUUCUUUGUCAUCUUUACGCUCACUCUUUCUUCUCUCCUCUCCAUCUCCACCUCACAGGACCUCGCUCCUUCUCCUUCUCCUCCCUCCGUCGAUGACUCAUCAACCUCCUCCUCAUCGCCGUCAUCAUCUGCCGCCCCUACGCAAUCAAGUUCCGCCACGUCAGCUGUUGAACCAGCUGACGCUUCCUCUCCAUCAGGUAGUGUCUCCGGUGACCUCACCACCGCCGAUCCUCCCACCGUCGACGACGCUUCUUCCUCCUCCUCCGCUCCAUCCCCGUCGCCCGAUGCCUCGUUCCCUUCGUUCCCGACGAUGUUCUCCAUGAAAUUGGAGCGCAAGAUGCAAGAGAGUUCCAUGACCAAGCCGACGGACUUGGUGAGGGAGUUGUGCUCGGGGGCCGAGAACCCCGGCAAGUGCAUGGAGUUCUUCCGCGAUUCGCGCUCCGACGACCCGGCAGAGAUCAUCAACACCGAGAUCGGAACAUUAAGGACGCUGGUCAACGAAGGGAUCUCUGCCGCCACCAAGGUCAGGCGACAAGGAAAUACUGGUGCUGUCUUGGAUGUUUGCCUUGAGAAUUACGACAAGGCCAUGGGGAACCUCGACAAAGCAUCCGCCACGUGUGCGAAGUGCAUUCGUGCGAACCCUAAGUGCUCUCCCAAGAGCACCGGCGAAGUUAAGACCAUGCUCAGUGCGGUCGUCUCCAACGUGGGAUACUGUGACGAGGCGUUUAGUGCUCAAGGCGUCGCCCCGCCGAUGAAGGCUACCAAUGAAGCCGUGAUUGAGUUGACCGAUUGGUUGUUGGAAUUUUGUAAGAAAUUAGGAAAGAAGUAUUAAACAAAACAGAAAACAAAACCGGACGUACGUGAGUUUGUGUGUUUAUGAAAAGAAUAAGUUAUGAAUACAGAUCUUAUAUAUAGGGGGAAAAUAAGUGGAAAAUUAUGUGUACUUGCAAUUGCGAUAUAAUAAUUUCUCAAUUUUGUUUGCGUAAUCCAGUAACGAAAAGAAAAAGAAUUCAAUACUUAUUUUAAAUCAAUUUUUUGGAUCAAUAUUUGAUCAACUUUUCUAUCAAUAUUUUUUUUAUUUGCAUCAAAGUAUUUGAAUUUUUAAAAAGAAUACAUAAGCCUUCCUUCUAGGAGCAGUAAUCGGUUAUGGUCGUUUUAACUAUAACCGUACUAGUAAAGAUGGUUAGCGAUU
Messenger RNA from Linum trigynum, 1299 nucleotides. The record is from the annotation of a GenBank genome assembly. Lineage: Eukaryota; Viridiplantae; Streptophyta; Magnoliopsida; Malpighiales; Linaceae.